GGGAGGAGUAAAGAUGGUGGCGCGCGGGUCUCCGCCUUCUGCUCCAGGCUGAAACGCUCCGAGGGAGGCGACAGCAGCAACAGGAGCUGCAACAGCAAUCUAGUAGCGAUAGUUGCAGCAGCAGCUGCUGAACCUGGAGCAAUGGCGGAGCUGGAGCACCUAGGCGGGAAGCGAGCAGAGUCGGCGCGAAUGCGGCGGGCUGAGCAGCUUCGGCGUUGGCGGGGUUCACUGACCGAGCAGGAGCCCGCGGAGCGGCGAGGCGCUGGACGGCAGCCGCAGACUCGUCGGAGGAGCCCCAGGGUCCGCUUCGAGGACGGUGCUGUCUUUCUGGCCGCUUGCUCUAGCGGGGACACUGACGAGGUGAAAAAGCUUCUGGCUAGGGGAGCCGACAUCAACACCGUCAACGUGGACGGCUUGACAGCCUUGCACCAGGCCUGUAUUGAUGAAAAUUUGGACAUGGUGAAGUUUCUGGUGGAGAACAGAGCCAACAUAAACCAGCAGGACAACGAGGGCUGGACCCCCCUCCAUGCAGCAGCUUCCUGUGGCUAUCUGAACAUAGCAGAAUAUUUCAUUAACCAUGGAGCCAGUGUGGGUAUUGUGAAUAGUGAAGGUGAAGUCCCUUCUGACCUUGCAGAAGAGCCAGCCAUGAAGGAUCUUCUUCUGGAGCAAGUGAAGAAGCAAGGAGUUGAUCUAGAGCAGUCAAGAAAAGAAGAAGAACAACAGAUGUUGCAAGAUGCUCGCCAGUGGCUCAACAGUGGGAAAAUAGAGGAUGUGAGGCAGGCUCGCUCAGGGGCCACAGCCCUCCAUGUGGCUGCUGCCAAGGGCUACUCUGAGGUUCUCAGACUUUUAAUUCAGGCUGGCUAUGAACUCAAUGUUCAGGAUCAUGAUGGCUGGACCCCCCUCCAUGCUGCUGCACACUGGGGAGUGAAGGAGGCUUGCUCCAUCCUGGCAGAAGCCCUCUGUGACAUGGAUGUCAGGAACAAACUGGGCCAGACCCCAUUUGAUGUGGCUGAUGAGGGUCUCGUGGAGCACUUGGAGAUGCUCCAGAAGAAGCAGAAGAUGCUUCGAAGUGAAAAAGAGACACGAAAUAAACUCAUUGAGUCAGACCUGAACAGCAAAUUGCAGAGUGGACUCUUUAAGAACAAGGAGAAGAUGCUCUAUGAGGAAGAGACACCCAAGUCCCAAGAAAUGGAGGAGGAAAACAAGGAAUCCAGCAGCUCCAGCUCAGAAGAGGAGGAAGGUGAAGAUGAAGUUUCUGAGUCAGAAACUGAGAAGGAGGCAGUUCUCCUCCAGCCUUUUUAGCAAGCCAGAAGAGCCCAAAGAUGAAUCUCCUUCUUCCUGGAGACUGGGACUCAGAAAAACUGGCAGCCACAAUAUGCUGAGUGAGGUGGCCAAUUCCAGGGAGUCUGUAAGAGACCAAGGCUCCUCCAU
Trichechus manatus latirostris (Florida manatee) is the source of this 1431-nucleotide messenger RNA. Its product is annotated as protein phosphatase 1 regulatory subunit 12B. Gene Ontology annotation, molecular function: protein binding; phosphatase regulator activity; enzyme inhibitor activity. The record is from RefSeq and is a predicted model, not a curated record. The transcript is spliced from 9 exons. Bases 142 to 1302 code for a protein of 386 amino acids. Lineage: Eukaryota; Metazoa; Chordata; Mammalia; Sirenia; Trichechidae. Gene Ontology annotation, cellular component: cytoplasm; A band; Z disc.